UAGUCAUUUGUCGUCGGAAGCUUAUUGAAGUAGGAAGUUAAAUCUUUCUAGUCGCCUUUCUUCUUUUAAUUUUUUUUUUUUUGUGAGUGAUUAAUUAAUUUACCAUUAAAAUGCAAUUAAAAGUCGUGUGUUUGACAUUAUUUGUGAGUUUUGUAUUGGCAGAUGAUUCGACAGUUUCUACCACAGAAAAAUGGAUUAAUGACCCAAAUGCUCAAUUACCUCCAACUGUCAAAUUAUGCUCGAGAAAUCUUCCAACUCAAGCUCGAAAUGCUUGCUUAAAAGAAGCAAUGGCUGAACUUUUAAGACUUUUCAAGGAAGGUUAUCCUCCAUUGGGAAUAGAGUCACUUGAUCCCUAUCGCUUGGGAAAACUUCGUUUCGAAUAUGCCGUCGGACCAUUAGCGACAAAAGUCAAUAUGAUAGAUGCCGUAGCGAAUGGAGCCAGUAACGUUCAAUUGAAAAAAGUUAAAUCAAAGAUUACCGACGACAGUUUACACAUUGAGUUGGAUGUAUUUUUCCCAAAACUUGUAACAGAAGCUGACUUUAAAGGACGUUCAGUUUUCAACGGGCAAAAAGUUAAAUCUGAUGGACAUGCCAAAGUUACUUUAUAUGACGUCUCGUGCACUUUCAAAGUCAAAGGAAAACCAAAAGAAUCCGAUCCAGCUUACAUGAAACUCACGGAAUUCGACAUGUUGAACAUCCAACUGCAAAAACUCAAACUCGAAGGAACAGGCUUCGUGCCAGAUCCAGCAGUUAAUGAACUUGCCAUUGAAUUUGUCAAUCAAAAUUGGCGACAAUUCUACACGCAUUUCAUCCCGAGUACGAAAGCUACGUGGGAACCUCUUUUCCUCGAAACGCUAAAUAAGCUUUUUGAACGUGUCCCAUUCGAUCGAAUCAUUUCCAAGGACUAAACUUGAAGUUUUUUUUUCUAUAUGUGAUUACUUUUGAGAUACAGUUUCAAUAAAAAUGUGAUUUUUUUUAUUUUCCAAGAUUGACCUGAAA
Molecule: messenger RNA, 999 nt
Organism: Culicoides brevitarsis
Lineage: Eukaryota; Metazoa; Arthropoda; Insecta; Diptera; Ceratopogonidae
Product: circadian clock-controlled protein daywake-like
Exons: 4
Coding region: 111-908 (265 amino acids)
Source: RefSeq, a predicted model, not a curated record